Molecule: messenger RNA, 14550 nt
Organism: Pocillopora meandrina
Lineage: Eukaryota; Metazoa; Cnidaria; Anthozoa; Scleractinia; Pocilloporidae
Source: the annotation of a GenBank genome assembly
AGUUUAGAUGACUUAAACACUGAAGAUUCGGAUGCCUCGUCCAUUCCCGAUCUUUCUUUUGACAUUCUUGCUCAGAUAGACUCCCCAACGCCAUUUAUAUGCAUCACAGAUGACAAUGACGUCACCCACACGCCAGAUUCUCGCGGAACGCCGAUACACUUUAUAGUAAGGAUAUGUUGCAAUUUUAAUGAAGUAAAACGCAUUUUGAUCAGCGGAUGAAAUUCAAGUGAAGAAAUUAUCCUCGCAGGUGAGCUGCAAUUUAAGAAAAGAAAAGACACCUGAAAAAGAUUCAUCCUUCGUCUUCUUUGCUACAUUCACGACAAAGGGCCUAGGUUCGAAUCCUGUUGAAGCCUGAACUUUUCCUAGCUUGUUUUCUGCAAUUGCUUAAAUUGGAGUUCACCUGCUAGGAUUAUUUUUUUACUCGAGGAAGGGUAGAUUUAGUUUGCGUGGUAGGCUAACUCAGGGAAUAGGCUUUGGGACAGGCGUCGUUGAAUUUUGUUGCUCAGGCGAGCGCAGUUAGUCAGGUAAGCGCAAAGGAAGCGUGAAUAGCGCACGAGAGGUGAGACGUGCAUUUAUCUUCUUCCUUUUACCCAAUAAAAUAGAAGGGGGGCACACGAGCUACCCCCUCCUAUUCCCACGGGGAUGUUGGUAGCAACCUGUUCAAGAAACCGCCAUAGGCUCCGUCGUUGGGCUCCUAACACUUCUACUGUUCGUGCUCAAGCUAGCGUGACGACGAACGGUUUGCUGAUGUCUUUUGGAGCCACGCCGUGAAUAAUAUUCUUAAGUGGCUUAAUCCCUUAAACAAAGGAAUAAAUUGUUCAAAGCAUUGUCGUUUUGUUGAUUAUUUUAUUGUCUGUAGGGAAAAGGAACUUAAUUACAAGACUUAAGCUGUGGACGAAAAACUUUAACCAAUUAUACUCGUCUGAGAAAAAAGCGACUUAGAUGAGAACGUAAAAUUUGUCUGAAAAUCGAAACAAAGCUUUUCCACAACGAGACAAGCUGUUUAUAUAAUCGGCUGAAAAACGAUCAACAAAUGUUAUUAUCUUUCCCUAAUUCUAGUUUCAUCUAUUGAAUACAAAGAAUAGCUGUUUCCUGCUGUCAAAAAGUAACAUGAAUUUGACACUUAUGCAUUCAAACUGAUUUUAAUUCAGCUCUGUUAGUCUUAUUAAAAUCAGUUAAGCGACUACCAUGGAAUUCAUCAAAACCGUUGCAGAUAAAUUCCGUUAAAUCAGAGUACAUGGCGUACAUUAUUUCCUAACAGACCUUCAGGUAUGUCUUUCCGAAAGAUUCCUCAGUUAAGUAGCUGUUGUUUGCAUUCCCUUAUCACUCAGCAUCGACAGGAGAAAGUAGCGUAUGCAGUUGGGAAUUCACUACAAAUUUCAACUUCACGCAAAUCCUGGCAUUGUAAGUGGUUCAAAUGUAAAGUUUCUUUAACUGUGGGAGAAAACAAAGGCAUGCCACCUAAAAAAGAUUUUUUUUCACAUCAGUUUAACUACUGAACAUGCGGGAAUUUUUACUGCGUUUGAGUUAUAUUGUAGUUGUAUGGUAGUUUUGAUUACAACGGGUUGCCAUUACUAUCUCAUCGAACGGCGUGGAUCUAAUCGAGGUCGUACGAUUUUAAGCGCAUAGUUUGAAAAAAAGAUGGAUGAAAUAUCUAUUCAAUGAUACUCGUGCAAACAUAAACGUGUUUGAAAAUGACAAACCACUUUCCUAGUUGAAAUAUUAAUUGAAAAAUUAGGAUGAAGUAGCAUGACAAGGGAAGAAAAACCAUUAAGCUUGAUUCUAGCUUAAAGGCUAUCAGUUACCAAUGUGAUACAGAACAAAAGCUGACAGACUAAAAGUAAACAUUGAAGGAGUUUACAGUUGCCACUUUUGGUUACAUUUUGGGUUACCGCGGAGAAGCUUAGUCCAAGACACGACAAUUGCGUUACAUUAUAUGUGUUCCACCAGCUACCAAGUACACCGGAAUAUUCAUAUUUAGUAUACACUAAAACAGUGCAUAGCGCUCUGAUUGGCUACUCCAACUCCGAAUAUAUAUAUAUAUCCAUUGCGAUUCACCUCUGAGCAACUCGCGCGGGAUUUGCGCCCAAAAACAUUGAAAUCGUUGGAAGAAUAAAUGAUUUAGAAUUAUCUUUUUGUGCUGUACUAUAGUAUAUACUAAAACAACUAUUUACCUUAGUGUCGGUGGUUAGCGGUAAAUAUCCAUCACUGGCCACCUCUACUUCGGUGAAUAGUUGCAAAGCAUACUGUAUAAAUAUUAAAAUGAAUACUUGUGGUAACAAAGUUUGAGUUAUCACCAGUUAAGUUUUCUCCGUAGUUUAAUCUGAUAGAGAUGAGAAUUUUUUUAAUAGAGGGAGGGGGGGAGGUCCUCUGCGUCUUGAGUCGGAGUAUAAGGACACUUAACGGUGGCCUGCGGCAUGUGGAUGUCUUUGAGCGAAGUUUUUAAACCUGAAACUACUCUGUUACUCGACCUGACAUGAUAUGAAGUAACAAAUAGACUGAAACAACUACAACAUCAACAACACGCGUUCAACGUUGACACAAUUCUGUAGAAUGCGAAGCACACAUUACAAAGUAUUGACGUAUUUUUGUACACAACUAUAAAGAUUCUAGAUACAUGUAUAUUGUCAAGACAAUUUACAUAUCUCUUGAUAUUGUUCAAUGUCUUAACAACAGUUGUACAUUUUGCGAUUGUUUUAGAAGAUCACAAUAUUAGUUAUGACGAGUAAAGUCCACUAGCGCUAUUUUUAUUGUUGUUAAAGAGUCUCACUACUCCUCCUCUUUUUUUUUUUAGUCAGAUUACGAAAUGGAAGUGGAAUUCAACGAUGACUUGGAAGCUCGACGAAGGUUCGAAUCCAGUCUACCGGACAACUGGAGCUUGUGUUCGUCCAAUACUCACAGCGGCAGAUUGUACUACUUCAACUCAGUGACUGGGGAGAGUCGAUGGGAGCACCCCCUGCUACCUGACAUGGACACCCCAGUGAGUGACAAACCGUUCAAAUAUGAAAAAUGUAGUUAGAAAACUGUAGUUAGAAAAUUAGGUGAGUGAUUUGACGCCUUAUAAAUGCAUCCUCUGGCUAUAGAAUCGACGAAAAAUUACAGUACUCCUGCUCCUGAUGACUUAUUCGUUUGAAGUGUCAAGAAUUUAAGUUCAUUCUAAGGCGUACAAGUGCGUUCAUUUCCGGUUAAAUCACGAAUUUGAAGUGAGCCUCUUCUAGGCAUGCAGUCAGUAAAAGGUUUGCGUCAAUAGCGUAAAGCGGAAAAGGGAGAAAGAAUAAUUAGCGGUUUCGUAAAGAAUGUUCGUAAAAGUUUUCGAUAGAAGAUCUUGAGCUUGAUUGUAGAUUAGAACCUUCUACAACCUCUUAUCUGUCAACAGGAUUGCCUCAAGUGGUCACGUGUGGGCUAAAAGACCUUUUUCAGAAAAAGGCUUCUGAAGCGUUCUUGCCGCAGCCCGUCCCACCUCCCUUUUUUGCUCUGGGUCAUUAUCGCCCCCGUCUCGUUUACUAACCUUAAACCCGUAACAGUUACUGUACUAUGAUCAGUAAUCCCUCUGUCGUAAAUGUUUUGAUAUUGGCAGAUCAAAGUUUACUCGAGCGUUUUUUGAAAUAUAUGAUGUCACUUGAUAGGAAUUCUUCGCGAGAUGAGAUAGCAUUUUUGAGUGAUAUGCAAUAUCAAGUUUGGCCAUAAAUGAGAUUCAACAUAAAUUUAGCGAGUCGAAUGUAGAAAGACUGCAUUUUAGUUAACGACUAAAUCGCGGUUGUCUGGCACUAAUGGAAACCCGUGUUCAAACACGUUCUCUCCUCCCUUCUCUUUGAUGACAUGACUGCUUUGUGAUCUUCUGUCGUCACUUUGUACCAGAAUUUGCUCCUUUUUUCAAAAUAAAUUCUUCACAGAUUAAAGAAAUUUCGUGAUUUCUAUCCUUCAUCCAUAAACACAGGAAAGUAGAUAGAAAAGGAAACGACAAAGAUUAAAGGCGCGGUCGGCGAUUUCCUUCAUAAUUAACUUUUAUUCUGAUCUUACUAUAAUUUUUUUUUCUCUUGGGACGCCACUGAAACAUUCUCUCAUUAAGAAGUCACCAAAUUCGAUUAAAUUCCCAUCUUCGAAUGGUCGAAAAAGAAAACUAAAAUGAUUAACAGUGUUAAAGGUCAAAUUACAGCCGGUGCGGAUUAUAUAUGAGAACAAUUACGAACGUUUUGAUCCGAUAUUGUUGGUAUUUGACAAAAGUAAUUCCUGAAGGACUGUAACUUCGGUCCGCACGUUUUACCAACUUCCUGUGACGAAAAAUCCUUCGUACUUUCAUCACAUUUCUUCUGAAAGAUAGAGAAGCCAAUACAGGGGAAAUGUUUAGGCGCCGUGAGUUGUGAAUUUAUCGGCCAGCGGCUUUCGUCAGAAUUUGUAGAUUCCCUCCAAAAACAUUCUGGACGCGUUGGAAAUGUUCCGAUAAAAUUGCACUCAAAGUUCGUUUUCUCUACAAUUUUGGUUUUAUUUUACAAUGCCUGGGAAGGUAAGACAUCUAUUUAAGUGUAGGACGCAUUUGAAUUUGUAGCCGUGAAUUAUUUUUCGUCCUAUUUCAUCGUGUGUUAGAGAAGGAUUUUAGAAUAUGUCGUCAUGGCCUGCCUGUUUAUCUUAAGGAAAAUAGGUUUACAGUUUUGAAAUACCUUUUGAGAAUUUUGUUUGUUUGAGACAAAUUCAUUUUCAUUUACAAAGGUGUUAAAGAGUUUUUCAGGGUUGAAAGAAAAUUCAAACACUGGUUUGCCGUAAAUUAAUGCGAUUAAUCGCUACAGUACUUCACCAGUUCGUCCGAUGUGAAGUUAUGUCAACAAAUGUUGGUAAAACUUUGAGUCUAGGGAACUAGUGGUUUUUUUACAUUUCCCUAAUCAAGAAAUUGUGAAAAGUGAUUUUUUGUAAUCAAUUACGAGGUGACUAAUUACGUGUGGUGGUAAGUAGGAAUUUUCGUCGAUUUGUUUCGUGGUUUUAUUGGAUGUAAACAAACUCGUGCGAGACGAAACGCUUGGUGACUUUGUGUUUAUAUUUUCAGGAAAAGGCAUCCAACUUCUCUUCAGGAUUUGUGGUGACCGAUUUUGUAAUGCCGGCUCGUGAUAAGCCAAUUUCUCAUCCGCCAGCAGACCCUCCUUUGUGCGAAAACGUAAGUUUGUCUGACAACUAUGAAAAGCACUUGAAACAAAAAUUAACGUAAAACCAAACAAGCUUGUGUUUAUUGAAUUUUAACAAGUUCUUAGUCUUUGUUCAAACGGCAAGCAAAUACCAUUAAUUAUUCACGAUUAUAACAGCUUAAAGAAAACUCCAAUAAGUUGAAAUUUUGUCACAUUUAAUUGAGUUACCAAUUAGCAAAUAAAAAUAAUUAUCCUUAAUAUAGAAAUUAUAAUUUGAAAGACCCAACUACGUAGGCGGAUUUAUAUAUCUAGGCAUUUAUAAAUUGUCAAUUAAAAGUCUUUCAAUUCAGGUAACACAAUACCUUAGAUUUCAAUGGAAGGUCUAGUUAAUUUUUCAUACUUGUGAAUUCUUUCAAGCAAGAAAACAAAAUAGUUAUUAUCAUAUCUUUUUACCUUGCUUUUUCAUUUUUUUGCAGUGUAGGAAGCUAGAGUUAACCUUCUUUGAUCCAAACUGUCCUGGCUGUCAAGAUAUUCUUUUAGAGUAAGUUUAUGCAAUCUUGGUUUUUGAUAAAUCUAUUGCAAUAUACUGCAUUAGUGUAAGCUACCCAUGACUCAACAUUCACACCCUUGUUUACAAGAAGACUUACAAUUAACCCUGUAACUCCCAUGAGUGACCAAGAGGGAAUUUCUCUUUACAGCAUCAAAUUAAUACAAUAUCAAGCAGACAAGUUAUAAGAAAAAAAAAUUCAAUGAGGGGAUUAUUAAUUGAUCCAAUAACAAAUUCUCUGAACUUAUAUUAUAAAAAUUGUACGGGCCGUAGUAAGGAGAAUUUCUAACAAGGUCUUGGGGACUGAAAGGGUUGAGGUGAUUCCCGAGUCAAUGAAGUUGAUAUAUUUUUGUGAAACUUGUCAUUAUCAUUAAAUUUCAAUCCAUUUUAGUUAUGUAAAAUGAGCCAUAAAAAGUAGGUUAUACUCUUGGUUAGAGGAAAUGACUGACCAUGAUUACUCUUUUCAUUAAUUCAACUGCAUCUUUCCAACGGAUGUGUAUUUCAUUGGUUCAUGUAUGUAAUGUUAUGCUGAAACAGGAAGCAUAGCCUCAGUUGACUUAACUCCCUGAAAUAGCAAAAUGAAACCCUUCCAUUUUGAUAUUAUUGUAUAAUUGUAUAAAAUUAAAAUUCACAUAGUGGACAAUAAAACCCUGGUUAUGCAGUGUCUCUUAAUUUAACUGUGAGAGGCAGCACUUUGUAACAACUCUAAAAUUGGCUUUAGUAAGAAUUGUUAUAAAAUGUAAUUUAAACAUCAGUUUGCUCAGAUCAGUUGCACCUCCAGCUGUGGUAUUGGUAUUCUCAAACUUGAAUUGUCAUUUCUUGUAGACCAAAGACAACCAUCUCAGAGAUUUUUGCAAUUAUGAGACAAUGGGUACCACAAGUUCAACAGAACAUUGAAAUGUUUAUUAGAGAGGUGAGCUAGAGGGAUUUGUAUGUGCCUGUGAGCUGUGUACACAAAAGCACACAAUUUCUAUCUGAGCUAAGAUUGGAUUUUUUAAGGUUGCCUUUAAUUACAGUUACAUUAAUAGUUGAACAACAAGCUAUCCUUUUUCCAGUUAAGUCUCUUAUAUGAGUGGAAAGAAAUCAGUAAAAAUUUAUCAGCACCACAUGGAACUCUUAGAGGAAGUCACAAGACUACAGACAAAGGCAUGGAGUUUUACCUUGCUUAGUUGAGGGAUUUUAGGAAUCAAAUUUACAUUCCAUGAGGUGUAACCAGUUCCAUUACCUUUCUUAAUGUAUUAUCAAUGUCUCGAUGUCAUGGAAGAUUAAUACUAUUCCUUUUUGCAUAGUGGUACCUCUAUCCUGAGUUCUGCAUGUUGUUGACAUGUUUUGUUCUGACUUAAUCACAGAUGAUUCAUGGGAAAUCUCAUGCAUGUAGUUUAUGAUCAAGAAAAAUGGUAGACUUAGCAAGCCCAAUGUCUAAGUUUAUAAUUGUUGUAUCGAUUUGUUAAAACUCAGAUUGUUUUUAAAAUAUUCAAAUCAUUACAGGUUGUUCACCUUCAUUCACCCUCUAACUUUCAGGUAUUAAGACGAGGUGCUCAUGUUGAUGAUCGGGAUGGUUUGACAGACAUGACAUUGCUGCAUUAUGCUUGCAAAGCUGGUGCAGGUAUACUUUUACACUCAGUAGUCAGUAAGAAAAUAAUUGACCUGACCCUUUACACCCUAAGAUCAGUAUACACAUUCUCAGUACUGUUUUCUAUACAUUUCCUAUGGUGCUGAUGAGGAGAUUUUGCUUUUAUUCUUUUCUAUUAUUCUCAUGACCUAAAUGUUUGAUUCAGGGGCGAGACUGUAAGGAGAAAUUAGAUGUCAGUCACUCUUAGGGGUUAAAGGGUUAAAUUUUUUAGAUGGUUGGUUAAGGUUGGAAAAGGUAGGGUACAACAGGCAUGCCUGUGGGUCAUAGGCAUCUUAGAAAGCCUUCUUCUCUCUGCCUGUGGGAUCUUUCUCUUAUAAGACUGGAGCAUCCUCUUUGAUUUCAUUGGCAUUGUUUUGUAGUUGGUGUUGGUGAUGUUGGAGCUGCAAGUAGUGUUGUCAGUUCACUGAUCUCAAAGGUAAGAACAGUUAAAUCAAUUCUUGUUACUUCUCCCUUGAAAUACACUAUUUUUAUGAGCAUGCAUAAAAUAAUUUGUAUGUAAGGUGGCUAUAGAAUCAUAUACAAUUUUUAAAAGAGGUUUUUCUGAUUUCAUCAGUUGUAUUCAGUAACAAUUACCAUUAUCUCAUUAUUAACCUGCACAGGGUAGUGAUGUUAGUCAGAAGUGUCGCUGGACUGACAUGCUCCCCUUACAUUAUGCAUCCUUCUUUGAUGCCGCACCAAUCCUUAGAGUUCUCCUGAAGGCUUCUAAUGCAAGAGGUAUGUUUUAAAGAGCUAUAUCAAACUGAAAGAAAUCAAUUUACUGAAAUAUUCAUUGUUUCUUGAACCCUCUUGAAUAAAAACCCUAGGGACACUGUAGGUCAUUAACCCUUUAACUCUCAAGAUCUCAUUAGUAAUUAUCCUUACUAUCUCCCAUACUUCUGAUGUUAGUUUAAAGAAUUUGGUAUUGGAUCAACUUAUAAUCCCCUAACUGAUAUUUUUCUUCAUUCUCAUCACUUUUCUGCUUGAUAUUGUAUUCUGUAAGGAGAAAUUCUGUCUUGAUCCCUCAUGGGAGUUAAAGGGUUGACUAGAGAGUUACGAGGCAAAGCCCUUUUUUUAUACUUUUCAAUAACAAUUUCAAGAAAAUGUAUGUCUAAGCAAAGGAUUUUUUGGAAUGAAUUAGCCUGAGAAACUAUAAACAAGGAGUGAUAAAAGGAAGCAACUGUUUAUUUUAAACAAUCAAUGAACACAGUUUCCAAACCAGCAAUUCACUUUACAAUUUUAGAUGCCAAAUUCUUUUUCUCAACAUGACAGCCAAAUGUUUGCAGCUUGUUGCACUGGAAUAUGUGUUUUCAUAGGAUUCUACCCAACCUACAGUAUCAAAAGAAGUAUCUCAUCCAGACAACUGGUUUAUUGUUAUAAUGCUUGUUCUUUUUUUUACUUGCAGAUGUUGAUACUCGGUGUAAAGAAUUUGAUAAUGGCACAUCUCUGCACAUUGCUGCAAGUAAUCUCUGCCUAGAAGGAGCCAAGUGUUUAGUAAGCGCCCACUAAGAUUACAUUUUUUAAUUUAAAUAAUACAGUUGAACCCUCACUCAUGGCCACUUCUCUACAGUUUCCACUUAUUUUGUCCCAGGGCAUGGUCCAAACACCAACCUCUGAACAGUUUAUCAAAGGGUGUGACAAUUUUCCAAAGCAAAUAACCCCUGGUAGCUUUAUUUCUCAAGGAAGGAAAUAAAAUAUUUUGAAGAGAAAAGGUCCAGUGAACUUUUUAGAAAUUGAUAUGCUGACUUUACCUGUCUGGUUUUCUUUUGAUUAAAUUUUCCCUAAUCAUUUGAUAAAUCUUUAAUGUGUCUAGUAGAAUCUGUAUACUAACCAUUAUUUCAAAACAGUUCAAAACUGUAAUUGAUUUUUCCUACUCAGUGGAAAAAAAGUCAUGUCACACCCCUACCCCCUUGCCUAAUUUUUUGCCAGUGUCACCUGCCCCUAAGAUGACCAAGGUUUGACUGUGAUUAUUUACCUGAAAUUAUACAUCUGUUAAAUAAAAUAUUCAAUCAACUGAUUAAAACAGCCAAUCUUUUUCUUUUUAAUUUGGUUUUUAUCACUUUAUGAGACAUGAGCUUUUUAUACCUAGUAAAAUUUUAAACAGUAUCAUAUCACUGUUAAUGUAUUUCAGCUUCAGCAUGGAGCAGAUGCAUCUUUGAGAGACAAACUUAACAGACUAGCUUUGCACUGUAUUCCUGAUGGUAAGAGUAAAGAGCAUUCAUAAAUAUUUUAUUGGAGGAGUAGAAUUUGUUAAUUUCAUCUUAAAUUGUUCCUGCUUAAACAAAAUGGAUAGUCUGGUAUUGAAUUUUAAUUUUGAGAUGAUACACUCUGACUGAGGAUUUUUGUAGAAUAUUUUGUUAACUUUCCAUAUUCUUAUGCAGUAAGUUACCUAUCUUUGUACAGCUGCAGUGUAUGAACAAGAUUCAGAACCAGCAAUUGUUGCUGACAAGCUGACAAGACUUCUCUCAGAAGCUGAGCCUCCACUUAACCCUAUGCAAGAUCAAGAGGUACAGCUACAAAAAUAUAUCAUUUAUACAUAAGGCUCUAUACUAUCAAAUGAAGAUGAUAGUUUGUAUGCAGGGUUGUCAAAACAAGCCUGCAACUGCACAUUUCACUGUUUACUCUGAAAAAUGUGCAAGCUUUUCUGAAUGUUUGUAGCUCAAUUUUCAGCAUGGAGGCUUGUCAGUGUACCACCUAAUUUUUAUCACAGUUUGGUUUCUGAAAAUCAUUUUGGCAACACAGUAUAUAUAAAUUAAUGAUAAUAAGAUGUUCCAGUCUGACUGGACUUUUUCAUGAAAUUUGUAGCUUGUUGUGAUGAUAUAUUCUGAGAUGCACUCUGUUAAACAAUUUUAAUAGUAAUGAAAAAAAAUAAUUAUCUAGUAUUCAUAUUGAUAAUGAUGCAAAUUUGUUUUUUCAACCUUUCAUCAACAGUGCUAGUUGUUAUUUGAAGUGUUAUCAAUAGUAUUGAUGAUGCAAUUUGUUUUACCUUCAUUGCAUUGUACUCAACAAUUUCAAAAUCAAUUUUGUAUGUACAUUUGUUACUUUUUAGAAUGAGGUUCCGUCUACUUUGGCUUCGAUGGGACUUAAAAUUGGUGAUCAAGUGUGUAUUGGAGGAAGUAAGGUACAUAAUGAUAUGAUUUAGUUGCUUUCAUCUACAAAUUUCUUAAGACUUCUUGGAAAGGAUGAUACAAUGGGAAAAGACAUUGUGAAUGGUCAUUGCAGCAAACCACUUCAUAUGUACUACUUUAUAAGAAAGUUAGUGCAACCCAUUCAAGGAUUUUAUUGUUGCAAUGAUGGCAUGAAUCCCAAGGUAAGGUGUAGUCAGGAUGAGCUCUGUUUCAUGGACAAUAAUGUCCAUAAAGUUCUCAGUCACACAACAAACAAAGCUUCAUAACAACUUGUCCCUCCAACAAGUAGCAACAAAUUUUUGAAAUUUGUUGCAACUUGUUCAAAUAGUUGUCUGAAAAAUGUGAUUGUAUCAACGAUAAAACGAAGACCUUGUUAGUAAGUAAUUCUCCUUUCUGCCUGCAAUACAAUCCCUUUAAGUUACUUUGGAGAUUUGGUCUUGAAUCAACCAACAAUUCCCAAUUUAUAAUUUUCUCUAUUCUCAUCAUUAUCUUCCUGAUAUUGUAAGGAGAAACUCUGUCUUGGUCACUCAUUGGAGUUUAAGUGUUAAUUGAUUUCAUUGCAGUUUGGGAUUCUUCGCUUCUGUGGUCCGACAGAUUUUGCCUCAGGGGAAUGGGCUGGUGUGGAACUGGAGACACCCGUUGGAAAAAAUGAUGGUUCAGUGGGGGGAGUGUCAUACUUCCAAUGUACUCCUAAGCAUGGUAAGGUGAAGCAUACCAAACUAGGCUGGUACCAAUAAAAUAUUUGGGGAAAUUUAUUGAGCAUACCCAAUAAAAAGUUGGAGUGUCUUUGCACUUUAUCACUUGAUUCAAAGCAUUAAAAGACAAACAUAUCAGUAAGUACAUUUUGCAUGAAUCAUAAGAAAAUGCACCCUUAGUAACAUUAAUUGUCUAUUUUUAGGGGGUGAGAAGCUUUAAGAAUGUUAGUUCAUUAUUUGUAAUACUUAUUUUGUUCACUACAUGAAAAUAACUCUAACCACAAAUCCACUUUCACAGGAUUAUCCUCCACAGUCCAUAAUAUCAAUGUUGUAAAAGUUCUCAGCAUCUUUUUUUGUUGCUACCCAGAUUAUCUCCAACCCAGAUCCUUAUUUUUCUAUGCCUAGUUUUGUCUGUUUGUUUGUUUGUUUGAUUCUUUGUUUUGGUUCUGUUUUGUAAAGAUUUCGCCUGACUUUCAACCACACUGAAUAUAGGUACUUAUUUUUGUGCAUUCAAUCAUCAGGUAUCUUCGCUCCGCUGUCCAAGAUAAGUAAAGCAGACUCCUUACCAAACUCCCGUCCCAAUUCCCGACCAACCUCUGCCUCUCGUAUUGCUCAAGCCCAGAUCUCUCAGUCUGGCUCACGGCCGUCGUCGAGGUCCAGUUCAAGACCUAACUCGAGAUCAGGCUCUCGCUCAGGCUCCCCAGCUCCCUCGCCGCGAGUGAAUGGAACCGACGAAACACUAGGUUUCCAGGUUAGUACCCUUUGGUUACGGGUGAUUAAUUGCGACCCUUUUCUCGCAUUUCGCCAUUCAAGAUGAUAGUAACAUUUUCCAGCGAAAAAUCUAUAACUGAGACUACGCUCAUAACCAGAGGUUAUGCUCUCUAUUGUAGAUUGGUGAUAACGUCAUGGUCGCCGGACAGAAAAACGGAGUUGUCAAGUUUAUGGGAAGAACGCAGUUUGCUGAAGGGUGAGUUUUCAUCGAAAGAUUUUGGUAGGUUCUAGUUGCAGAUAUAGUGUACUGUAAUAACUCAAAUCCAAAUAAAAUAAUGGCUGUUGAAUUUCUUGAACCGAAAGCGUACCAGAAAAUCGAAAAAGAAAACAAAUACGUUUUGCAAAAUUUGUGCCUAUGGUUUCAACAAUCCUGAAAAUUAUUUUUCUUAACUGCUAGGUUGUUGCUUUUAAAAGUACCUUAGUAUUGAAUUCCAAGUAUAAUUUUAAAGAUUCCCUAGAGCUUUCUGCAAUCAUAAUUUUUUUGUUAUGAUCCAGUUAAAUGUCCUAGAGAUCCUGAAAGAAAUCAAAGACUCCUUUCAGGCGAGUUUCAUAAUGUUCAUAGAUGCGCGGAUCGCUCAUUUCUUCACCGCAGUGCACAUAUAUGAUUUUCAUAUAUUUCCAGUAAUUAUUGAGUUUUAAAUCUUUCAAAGUUUCUUUGCAAGUAAAGAAAUUGUAUGUGAACUCACUAGAAAUGAGAAUUUAUUACAUCAGUUUGUUUUUAACUUUAAUUUCUAGUUUGUGGCUCGGUAUUGAACUGGAGCAGGCUGUUGGCAAGAACGAUGGCUCAGUAGCAGGAGUCAGAUACUUCGCCUGCAAACCGAGCCAUGGCGUGUUUGCUCCUCCAUCUAAAGUCACCAAGUUAGUAACUCUCCUAAUUUAAGGAGGCUUUGUCGUUAGAUAUGCAGAGCACGUAGAAAGAUGUUACGAAAACCUCUGCAAAUUAUUCACGUGGAAUGUCCAACCCCGUGCUAUAUAAUUCAGAUUUUCUUAAGAAUGAUCUCUCUCGUGUUUUGCUCACUCUUUAACUUUUUACACCCUUACAUCAAGAUGUUUAUUCUCCAUACUGCUCCUUAUACAUUUCUUAUGGUACUUAGAGGAGAGUUAGUUUGACAAUCACGAGCUUGUUUAGUUUGCGUUCAACUCGUUAUUUUUAAUUGUCCUAUUCAGCAGUGAUGCUUUAAGGAGAAAUUUGAUCCCAGUCACUCUUCUCGCUGUCAGAAAUACAUGAGCUAAAUAGUUUUCCAUUUCUAGGAAAUCAGACCUGACACACACAAGCGAGCAGAAUGGCUUUGCAGUCCCAACAAUCCCAGCCCUGAAGAGCAAGUUCGGCUCCCAGAAUUCAUUACAAGCGUCUGGAUCACACGGAUCACAAAGCGACUUAUCACAAACAGACUCCAACCCAGACCUCAACAGUAGCGCGAGGAAAGUAUCGACCCAGUCCAACCCGGACCAACAAACACCAAGACGAGGCAGUGCAUCUUCAGUUGCUUCUGAUAAGUAUGAAGAUUAGAAAUUAGUUCGUGGUUCUUUGAUUGUCCUUACAGUUUUGGAAACUUAUCACUAAGUUACAAUUUAUAACUGACAAUUUAAAGGCUAAUGAUGGUAAUUCAGUUUUGCAAAUAUGAAAAUCUUGAUCCGUUUCAGAAGCUUGCAGACAAUACGGAGGGGUAGUUUACCUCAACAGAAAGGAAAAGGGUCAGCAGAAUUCCAACUUACUACGGUAAAUAAAAUGUUCAGUAGUCCGCACACAAUUGACAGUGUGUCUACAAAGGCACCCCUCGAUCGCCUAAUCACAGCUUGCGCGUAGUUAAGAGUUAUUGUCACAUCUCUCAGUUAGUAGGUGUGUUAUGAUUGGUCAACUCAGCUGCUGUAUUUCUCUGCACGGCCUGCUAAAUUCAAAAGUUCCUUUAAAUUGAAAUUCUCCACCUCUGUUUGAACCCAGAGAUAGAUAAAUAUCCCACAAACCUCGAUUUCGUGGUCCGUACUGUAAGUUACAGAACCGCGUUUUUCCACUGGGAUUUAUGAUUUUAUGAAAAACUCGAUCUGUAAUUUGAAGGACCACGAUUUCGGUUAGUAAGAAGUAUAUAUUUGCCUCAAUCGUGCUUGCGCCUUCGGAAGGAAAGGCAGACUUCGAGCCUUGAGGUAAGGGCUCACUGCUUUGUAUUACACGGAAUUCUCAUAGCUGAAUAUACUUAGAAUGGGAGCUCUCCCCAUCUAGUGGCAUAGAGAGAUACCGAGGAUCUGACUGAGAAACGGACAGAGGGAUAACAUUUAUUCAAUUAGUUUUCACCCUGUAGAAUAGCAGUACUCCAAGUCACUGUAUGUUCGAAAACCUGGAUAACAUUUCCGCGUGUUAUAACUGUAACGCCCACAAGAUAUUUUUAUAUCGCACAAUUUAAUUUGCAUUGAUUCUGACACAUUUGCAAACUCAACUAUAAUUUAGAGGAAAAUGUUUUUCGUCUAGUCACGAGCGUGGGACAAAGAAAAAAUUCUGAGUUCUUUACAAACUACAAUUUACUUGAUGUUUUUCUCCCCAACUACCUUUUUUUCAUUCUCAUUGUGUUGUUUGCAGGGUCUAAGUGUGCUUGUUAACGGCGAACUAGGCGUUGUGCGAUACAUUGGCCCAGCGGAAUUUGCAGAAGGGAAAUGGUUGGGUGUAGAAAUGAGAAAACCUGGUACGAUAUAA